AUGGGUCUCACGGAUUUCUUCUCCGAUUUGGUCUCCUCCUUCGGCCUAGCCGAAGCUCAUGCUGAGGCUCCUCCCGCCGAGCAGAACGACGACAGCGCUGCCGAACAACAGGACGAGAAGACUGAGGAGUCCAGUGAACCCGCCGAGGAGUCUUCCGAAGCUACCGAGGAGGCUGAGCCUGAAGCUGAGGAAGAAGAAGAGGAAGAAGAGGAGGAGGAAGAGCCCGAGGAUAUCAAGCCAAAACUCGAGGAGGAAUGCGCCAACUCCAAGACAUGCGCUCCCUACAAGCACCACUUCGACGAAUGUGUUGAGCGUGUCACACGCCAACAGGAGGACGGCGACGCCAGCGGACCCAAGGAAGACUGCGUUGAAGAAUUCUUCCACCUCCAGCACUGCGCCACCCAAUGUGCUGCCCCCCAGCUCUGGAAGAGCUUGCGGUAA
Molecule: messenger RNA, 441 nt
Organism: Talaromyces stipitatus ATCC 10500
Lineage: Eukaryota; Fungi; Ascomycota; Eurotiomycetes; Eurotiales; Trichocomaceae
Product: ubiquinol-cytochrome c reductase complex 17 kd protein
Exons: 3
Coding region: 1-441 (146 amino acids)
Biological process (GO): mitochondrial electron transport, ubiquinol to cytochrome c
Source: RefSeq, a predicted model, not a curated record